Messenger RNA from Dermacentor silvarum, 1585 nucleotides. RefSeq names its product gonadotropin-releasing hormone II receptor-like. Lineage: Eukaryota; Metazoa; Arthropoda; Arachnida; Ixodida; Ixodidae. Gene Ontology annotation, molecular function: peptide binding; G protein-coupled receptor activity. The record is from RefSeq and is a predicted model, not a curated record. Gene Ontology annotation, cellular component: membrane. Gene Ontology annotation, biological process: G protein-coupled receptor signaling pathway.
GUCCAAGACCCCCAAGCCAAGGACACGGUCGGAGUGGCUGACCUCAUGGUUGGCGACGCGUGCAGCAUCUGAGCGAUGCCUGACAGCAUCCCACAGGCCCCCAGCCAUGCCGCCAUAGCGGAGGUCCUCGCCAACGCCACCGCCAGCCUCUCCUUUCACCAGACCAGCCAAAAUGGAGUUGGCGAUGCCAGCCCCGAGUCAGUCCUCGGGCCGCAGUACCAUAGCCAAGUCCGCAUCACCGUCAUCAUCAUUAUGAUCGCAUUCUCGGUCACGGGCAACAGUGUCGUCUGCUGGCGCCUAUUGCGCAACCACCGUCGGCGUCGCUACCAGAAGGCCCACGUCCUCUUCCUGAACCUCGCUGUGGCCGACCUUCUGGUCACCACAGUGACGAUGACUUCGCAGACGGUCUGGGAGGUCAUGGGUCGAGUCUGGAUCGCCGGCGACGCCUUCUGUCGUGUCUUCAAGGUCCUGCAGACGUUCGCGCUCGCCUCCUCCACCUACAUGAUUGUGAGCAUAGCGUUGGACAGGCACUUCGCCAUCGUGUACCCCCUCGCCCGGUGCCCUGCGCCGUGGCGCCUGGCGGCGGCCGCCUGGAUCGCAUCGCUGAUCCCAUCCCUGCCCAACCUGUACGUGUUUCGGGUGGUCGAGACCGCCACGGGCGUUCGAUACUGCGCAUCACUGUUCUAUGCGCGUAAGACUGCCUCGACACUGCCGCGACAACUGUACAUGACAUUCGUGUUCGUGGCCGUGUUUGUGCUCCCUCUCGUGCUCCUGGUUGGCCUAUAUGGCCGCAUCCUCGUGGAGAUCUGGCACCAGAGCUUGGCCUUCAGGAAGCGACAUCAGACGGCUUCGUCCUUGCCAAAGGCAAAGGUAAAGACCGUCAGGUUGACUGCGGCAGUCUUCGCCGCGUUUCUGGUGACCAACGUUCCCUACAUGGUCCAGGAGAUGGUGUUGGCCUUCGGAGGUGCGGACGUCUCUCUAGACCGAAACCUGGUGGCUCUCUUCGGAGUUAUCUCUGCCUCGAACAGCGCCAUCAACCCGUACAUCUUCCUGUGCUUUCAGAAGAGCAACGCAAAACGGAAGCGUUUCGCGAUAGCUUUCCGUAGAGACGUCGUCGCUGAGAGCGAACUCGUGAACGGCCGCUCUAGUUUCGGCGGUACCAAGAAUUACGUGACUUCAAUCAGGAAUCACUCGACCGUGUUUACUCUGUCCACAAAGGAGACGAAUGGAAAUAUGUCCCCAGAGUUGCGCACCGACUUCAGCGCUUUAUGACAGAGGAGGAUCUUGUCAUGCUUUCUACGGAUGGCAGUCUUCGUCCGGGCAUUGGGGACCUCGCGAACUAACGGCGUCACUGCUCCUGUGCCACCCAACGACUGUCUGUGACCAUUUGUGAUACACUCUGUGACGCUUGGUGACGUUCCGGAACUGUACGUUUUUUUUAUUAUUAUUAUGUGUCUGCUCCGUAAGACAACGGUACUUUCCAGCUCCUUGUGAAGCUCCGGCAAAAGUUCAGUGCAAGGCAAAGCCGGGUGCCCCUGGAAAGUAUCAAUGAACAAAAUCUUGAAGGAAUAAAAUAUCAUGUAUU